AGUGAUCAUUCGAGGGAUCCGUGCCCAUGGGUGGUCCUGAAUGACUUUGGAGGUGCUUUUGCAAUGGGUGCAAUCGGUGGUACGGUUUGGCAUGGUGUUAAGGGUAUGAGGAAUAGCCCGAGAGGUGACCGAUUGGCAGGUUCGCUUGCGGCUAUCAAAGCACGAGCUCCCGUGGUAGGUGGGAAUUUUGGGGUAUGGGGAGGAAUGUUUUCAAGUUUUGAUUGUAUGGUCAAAGGGUAUCGACAAAAGGAAGAUCCUUGGAAUGCUAUUAUAUCUGGAUUCAUGACUGGUGGUGCGCUGGCAGCAAGGGGGGGAGUGCGGAGCAUGAUUGGAAGUGCGAUCGGUUGUGGUGUUCUCCUUGGUGUUUUUGAGGGUGUAGGUGUACUUUUCCAACGACUGCUGGCAGAAAACAACCGGCCUAUGGCUCCACCAGUA
This is a messenger RNA of Melampsora larici-populina 98AG31, 435 nucleotides long. RefSeq lists its product as uncharacterized. Gene Ontology annotation, molecular function: transmembrane protein transporter activity. The transcript is spliced from 4 exons. Gene Ontology annotation, biological process: protein import into mitochondrial matrix. The record is from RefSeq and is a predicted model, not a curated record. Lineage: Eukaryota; Fungi; Basidiomycota; Pucciniomycetes; Pucciniales; Melampsoraceae. The annotation marks the transcript as partial. Gene Ontology annotation, cellular component: mitochondrial inner membrane; TIM23 mitochondrial import inner membrane translocase complex.